AUGCCUUUAGUAAAGAGGAACAUUGAACCUAGGCACCUCUGCCGUGGAGCUCUUCCUGAAGGAAUAACUAGUGAACUGGAAUGUGUCACCAACAGUACCCUUGCUGCUAUUAUACGGCAACUAAGCAGUCUGAGCAAGCAUGCUGAAGACAUAUUUGGUGAGUUGUUUAAUGAGGCCAACAACUUCUACAUCAGAGCAAAUUCUCUUCAAGACAGAAUUGAUCGCCUUGCUGUCAAAGUUACCCAGCUGGAUUCAACAGUGGAAGAGGUAUCAUUACAGGAUAUCAACAUGAAAAAAGCAUUCAAAAGUUCGACCAUACAGGACCAGCAAGUUGUUUCAAAGAACAGCAUUCCUAAUCCAGUGGCUGACAUCUACAAUCAGAGUGACAAACCACCUCCAUUGAAUAUUCUUACACCGUAUAGAGAUGAUAAGAAAGAUGGUUUGAAGUUCUACACUGAUCCCUCCUAUUUUUUUGAUCUUUGGAAAGAAAAAAUGUUACAAGAUACAGAAGACAAACGAAAAGAGAAGAGGAGACAAAAGGAGCAAAAGCGUAUAGAUGGCACAACCCGUGAGGUGAAAAAGGUUAGAAAAGCCAGGAACAGGCGCCAGGAGUGGAAUAUGAUGGCAUAUGACAAAGAGCUUAGACCUGACAACAGGUUGUCUCAAAAUGUGUACCAUGGAGCAUCUUCAGAGGGAUCACUGUCCCCAGAUACUAGGUCCCAUGCAUCCGAUGUUACCGAUUAUUCUUAUCCUGCUACUCCGAAUCAUUCCCUCCACCAGCAGCCAGUAAUGUCUUCAUAUGGAACAGGAGAUGGACCACAGUAUAUGGGUGUAAACCAGGGACUUGAACAUGAAUAUAGACCAUCUGCUACCACAGUGCGGCAUGCUACCUUAAACAGACCUCAACAACCACCUCCACCUCCACCCCAGGCCUCAGAUGGCCCACACAGCUCUGUACCUUUGGUACCAGCAGACUAUGGGAUGCUCCCAACUCAGAUGGUGGAUUAUUAUAAUCCUACUGGACCUCCCCCCAAUCCUCUUCCCCCUAUGAUUCCUUCAGCACAAACUGCUUUUGUUAGUCCUCUUCAACUUCCUGUGCCACCUUCCCAUUCUGGACUAGUGACUGGAUCUAUCUAUGCUGCUGCUGCUGCUCCUUCUCCUCCUCCUCCUUCUGGGCUUGUUGUUACAGCUUCCCCUCCCCCUGGCCCACCUCCUCCCCCACCAGGUCCUCCUGCUGCAGGUUCAUCUCUCACGUCCUCCCCGAUGCAUGCUUUUACAGUUCCUGAGGCAAAACGACAUGAAUCCACACAGCCGCCGAUCAGUGAUGCUCGAAGUGAUCUUCUUGCUGCUAUUCGAAUGGGAAUUCAGCUGAAAAAGGUACAAGAGCAACGUGAACAAGAAGCAAAGCGAGAACCUGUUGGAAAUGAUGUGGCAACUAUUCUUUCAAGGCGCAUUGCUGUGGAGUACAGUGAUUCUGAUGAUGAUUCAGAAUUUGAUGAAAAUGAUUGGUCAGACUGA
Messenger RNA from Emys orbicularis (European pond turtle), 1518 nucleotides. It is a transcript of the gene WASF3, whose product is annotated as WASP family member 3. The coding region runs from base 1 to 1518 and encodes 505 amino acids. The record is from RefSeq and is a predicted model, not a curated record. Gene Ontology annotation, molecular function: Arp2/3 complex binding; protein kinase A regulatory subunit binding; actin binding. Lineage: Eukaryota; Metazoa; Chordata; Testudines; Emydidae. The transcript has 8 exons. Gene Ontology annotation, biological process: positive regulation of Arp2/3 complex-mediated actin nucleation; actin cytoskeleton organization. Gene Ontology annotation, cellular component: SCAR complex; cytoskeleton.